This is a messenger RNA of Styela clava, 2889 nucleotides long. NCBI's taxonomy places the organism in Eukaryota, Metazoa, Chordata, Ascidiacea, Stolidobranchia, Styelidae. The record is from RefSeq and is a predicted model, not a curated record.
CUUGACUAAAAAUAAAAUAGGUCAAAUUAGAUUCCAUCACCCAGGUAUAUACCCUAGUAAAGCUCUGCUGAAUAGUAUAAGUUUGCAGAACAUAAUCGUGUGCAGUGCAGUCAUAAGGGGCACUUGGGCUUAUGUAGUUGCCAAGUUGGUAAUCGCGUCGUCGAAUGCAACGUCCAAGGCAUUAUGGAUGAAGAUAAAUAUAAUUACACUUCCUUUUGGGAUUUCAAUCAAACAAAUAUCUUAGGAGAUGAGGACUUUACCAAGGAAUACAUCAAAAAUCUUUUGGACAGCCAAAUAUGCUUACGCCAAGAACUGAAAGAAACUGAAAAGGACAGGGAUAAGUACAAACAAAAAUACGGAGAACUGAAACAAGCAGAUAAAGAAAAGGACAAAGUGAUUCAACAACUCGUGAUAAAUGGAAGAAGAAACUCAUUAACUGAAAACGACUACGAGGUGCUACCACCGCCAGAAUAUGAGUCAGGAGAAAAUCGAUUCAACCGAUCGGAUAGGAGUCAAACCAUGCCUAGAAUGGAUCGAUACAGAGAUCGUUUACUUCCCCCUAUACCAACUUCUGGGAAAGAUCUCACGAAUAUACAUCCUGUGAAUGAUGUUUUGCCCCGUUCAUCAUCAAGUAGUGGGAGUGAAACCGAAAAUCUAAAGAGGAGAAUGACCAAGAGAGGAAAAAAACGACCAAAAAAAUGAGCUGAGAAUAAAUUCAUGUAUAUUUAUAAUAUAUAUAUAUUUGGGCGUCUUUAAUUAAUAAUAAAUUUGCUUUAUCCUCAUAAUUUUGCUUUAUCGUAAUAUUAGUCUUUUUUUCUUCUUUAAAUGAGUCAUUUUCACGUUUGUUAUAAGUUUGUUCAACUUCCCAAUACCAUAUUUCAAUGAACUUUAAUUUGUUGAUCCGAACCAUUAGAAACAUAGACUAUUUAAUCUUAUUUUUAAAUGAAACAGGUUAUAUCAAUUGACACGCUUUAUUUCAUAAUUCUAUUGUGCUGCAUCUGGGCAAACGCCCUCGUAAAUAAUAGGUAAAAUAGGGUGGCUGUCACCAGUGGCGUAUCUAGGUAAAAUGGCGCCAAUGGCAAAGGUUUAAAAAUGCGCCCUCUACUUCGCUUGUUUCUUUUUGUCGUUUAUAUGAAAUUGAUUGCUCCCAACCACGAAAUAUAAUUACAUAACAAGCAAUUUAAUAACGACACAAUAAACAAAAAGCAGUGGAUGGUCGGGCAACAAAAAGAUCUUAGAAUAGUACUUUUCGUGACUUUCUUGACGCAAAUUCGUCAAUGAUUUCAUCAAAAUUUAUUAUUUUUUUUCAACCCUCUUUAUACGUGAUAAAGCCAGAUCACACAACCUUUCCUGGCUAAUUGAGGAUCGGAACUAUGACAGAAUUAACUUUAGUUUACUAAAAUAGCGCUCGCAACUUUCUAUAAAUACUGCCACUGUCAGCAAAAUUUGCAAAGCUAUCCGGAGAUUUGGGAUUAGGGAAACCCAGAAAAGACCCAGAAAGACCGAGAUGCUCUCGCAAUACAGGAUCAAAAGCGGCAAGGAAUUUCAUUAGGCCAAGCGCGCAAAGCGAGUUUUUGGUCCCCCAGAUAUUUUAUUCCAUGCAAUAUUCAUUUAAGCAUCUCACUCCAUUUUUGCCUUUUCUUCUCAAUUCGUAUAUGGAAUUCGGCGUCAAUAAUUCCGGUUUUAUUGCUUAAAAUUAUUUUUUACGCUGUAAAACACUCUCUCUCAUUGUACGAAUAUUCAUAAAUUUUUGCUCCAGUACGAUAUCAGAGCAAAUAUGAGGUGCAGUUAGUCCAGUACCGUAUCAAUUUAAGUUCAUUCAUGUUGAAGUAUGAAGUCACCGCCAAUUGCGCUAAGUGACAGAACAAACAAACUAAUUUGGUCGUUGGCUGACAAUUUUUAUUUACUUUUGUUGGAUUAGUUAUUAUUCAAUUAAAAAUACAAGUUUUAACUAUUUUCAAGUUUUAUUGAAAUAUUAUACCAGAAGAACUUUUCGCGUUUUUGCGCCCCCGUCCAAACGGCGCCCAUGGCACGAGCCAUGGCUGCCAUACCCUAGAUACGCCACUGGCUGUCACUUCUGCAUUAUCAUUCAAACAUUUACUAAAUGAUUAUGCAAGCUUUAUUUGUUGUCACGGGGAACUUUCAUCUCUUUGUAUGUAUGUAUAUUUACAUUUUCUGUUCAAAUAAAAUGAAACUAAUGGUUCUCUUUUUUAAAAAUAUUCCAUGCUUUAUCAAGCGAGAGGGAGACCGUUUCACGGGCUUGAGUUCACGUGUGAUAUUAUUCUAAGUUAUAUAUAUCUGAUAUAAAAUAUUUUCGUAAUAUCAUUACGUUCGUCAUAUUUCAAUAUCAUGAUAAUCUGAUGGAUUGAAUCCAAUUUUGUUCAGAUUUGAUUUUUUGUUUAAAACACCAAGACUUUAUGGAUGUAGUAACAGUAAUUGGAAAACUCAAUGCGGGUUAAAACUUCCAAAUAAAACAGAAUUGUCAUUGAAAAGUUACGGCAUUGGACGUCUACUUUUUGACUGUUUAUGAUAAUUCGUAGGAUUUUGAGUUUGCCGCAAUUAUUUAUUAUUUAUUGUCUGGUCGUAAUUGAGGUUGAAUAUGUUUGCACUAUGAUUUGCAUAUGUUCGUGAGCAAUGUCUGGUUGGGUAAAACGAGUCCGUUGAAAAACAAAUUUUGCUAGGCACGGUUCUUAGUUUGUACCUUGUUUAUACGGUAAAAAUUAAUAAUAGUUUCUCUUUAUUCAUGUGUAUGUAUAAAAUACCUAUUGCUCACAGAACAUCAUCUAUGCUGCAGUUAAUGCCAUGAAAUGAAUUGUGCAAACAUAUAUAUAUAAUGCUUUAACGCAAAUGUAUUGUUGUAUGAUCUUCUAUUUUAAAUUUUCGACUACU